Plasmodium gaboni is the source of this 1341-nucleotide messenger RNA. RefSeq names its product tyrosine recombinase. Gene Ontology annotation, biological process: DNA recombination; DNA integration. The annotation marks the transcript as partial. The transcript has 11 exons. NCBI's taxonomy places the organism in Eukaryota, Apicomplexa, Aconoidasida, Haemosporida, Plasmodiidae. Gene Ontology annotation, molecular function: DNA binding. The record is from RefSeq and is a predicted model, not a curated record.
AUGUAUUUAUUUAUUUAUUUAUUCAUUUAUGAAUAUUUUUUUAGAUGUGAACAAAAGAUGAAUAUAUUCUCAAAUUAUAUUUUAUGUUGUUUAUUUUUGUAUCAUAUAUUAUCUGAAGUGUAUAGUUUCAAUAUUAAUAAGUUAUAUAUACAUAGAUGCAUGAAGUUUAUUAAUAAAAAAAAUUUUGUAACGACUAAUAAAAGAUAUGAUGAAUAUGCUACUAAUUCGUUGAAAUAUAAAAAAUUUUAUUUAAAUAGUAGCUUAAAAAAUAUUGCUACUACUAGAGGAGUAGUGCAAAUAGAUGAUGAAGAAGAAACAGAAGAUGAAUAUUAUGAAGAUGAUGAAGAAAGAGAAGACGAUGUGUGUGAUGAUAAUGAUGACAAUAUAGUAGAAUAUGAAGAAGAUGAAAAUGAAAAUAAAAAAAAUAUAAAAAUAUCAGGUCCUUUAAAAAAAAUUACAAUAAAGACAACAAAAGUUAAAAGAAAAAAGAAAAGAAAAAAAUCUGCUGAAGGGAUAAAAUGUAAAACAUGCAAGAAAUUAUUAAAACCAAGAGUAAAAUUUUGUGUAUACUGUGGUACUAAUGUUAGUGUGGAAAAAAUCAAGUUAAAAAAAUAUAUAGAAGAAAUAUAUUUGCCUAUAAGAAAAGAAGAAGUAAGUGAAAACACGUUUAGAGUAGAGAAAGGUUUUUGGAAGGAUAUAUUACCAAAAUUAGGAAAAUACGAGCUGCACGAAUUGGGUCCAAAUAACUGGGAGAGUUUUUUGAAAUAUUUGAAAUCAAAAAAUUGCUCUCCAAGAACCAUGGCCUUAUAUCAAUCAACAUAUCAGCAAUCAUUGAAAUAUGCUUUAUAUCGUGAUUAUCUAAAGAGUGUACAUAAUUUUAGAAAAAUAAAAAAAAGUACAAUUCCGAGAAGAAAAAUUACACCCCUAUCACCCAAGGAAAUUGAAUUACUCUUAAAAAAUAGCGGUGAUAUGCAUAGAGCAAUAUUUGCCUUAAGUAUUGGUAUUGGACUAAGACCCUCGGAAGUUCUACGUAUUCACUGGGAAGACAUUAAUUUUGAAAGGAAAGAAAUUUUUAUUAAAGGACAGAAAACCAAAUAUAGUAACACAUCUGUACCUAUGACAAACUUUGCAUUCAAUGAAUUGUUAAAAUGGUGGGAGAUAGAAAACAAGCCCAUGAAAGGAUUGUGCUUUUACUCUGAAACGAUAAAAAAUAAAUUCAAUUACACUCAAACAAAAACACCUUUAAAAACAUUUAAGACGGCACUAAAAGGAGCAGCCAAAAGGGCCGGAUUAGAAAUUAGUGAAGACGGAAAGAGUAGGAGAAUUUUUCCUUAUCUUUUA